AUGGGCGAGAUGAGGACGGUGAGGUUCGCAGGGACGCCAACCACGCAAAGCCCUGAUCCCCCAACAACGACGGCAGAAUGCGGCGUCCCCACGCCCACGGUCGCCCUAGAUCUCCCGACAACCGGGGCGGCGACGCGCUGGAUUGCAUCCGUGGUGUGCACGGUGGCCGAGCGGGUGCUCGAGACGGACCCGGCCGCCCUGUUCACCAGCAUUUGGAUCUGGGAUCUCUUCCCCGGCUUCGCGGUCCAGGGCACGAUGGGCUCGAGCGCGAUUCGGGCGAUUGACGGGGUGUCCAACGUGUGGCAGUCGCAUAUUCUCGGGCUCAUCGAUUAG
Parascedosporium putredinis is the source of this 333-nucleotide messenger RNA. NCBI's taxonomy places the organism in Eukaryota, Fungi, Ascomycota, Sordariomycetes, Microascales, Microascaceae. The record is from the annotation of a GenBank genome assembly.